AUGGCAAAUCAAGAAAAAACUCAAGACGUACAAAGCAUUAUCUCCAUUGAUAAUAAGUACAACUCUCCAGACGGUGUUUCUUUUCAAGAUUCAGACCCAAUUAAGAAAAAGAAAUUCAGGUGGACUAUUGAUACUAGUGAACAUCCACCUCAAAUCUUCAACUACACUUUGUACUUGUCAAUCUUUGUUUUUGGUAUCUUAGGUGCCUCUAGAGGAUUGGAAGAAGGUAAUUCUGGUUCUAAUACUACGUUGAAAUCUUUCAAACACACCUUUGGGUUAGAUGAUGAAACCAAAAGUGCAGAUCAGCUUGCUAACAUCAAAUCAAAUAUCACCUCAUUUGUUUUAUUGGGAUCUAUUGGUGGUGCUAUUAUUGCUAUGAAAACCGUUGAUUUCUUUGGUAGAAUUAGAGCUUUACAAAUUGUGUGCAUUGUUUUGAUUGUGGGUGUUAUAACUCAGGUUACUUCUACUUCUAUUGGGCAAUUAUAUGCUGGUAAAAUCAUUGAAGGUUUAGCCGUGGGUCAUACUACAUCCAUUGGUCCAGUUUAUUUAAGUGAAGUUGCCCCAAGUCCAAUAAGAGGAUUAGCAACUUGUAUUUUUUCAGGUGCAGUUUAUUUUGGUAGUAUGAUUUCUUAUUUCACCAACUACGGUGUGGCAUUACAUGUUCCUGCAGAAAUUGACGGCCAUGUAAAUAAUAAACAAUGGCAAUACACUUUAAUUCCAAAGUUCAUCUUGAGUGGUUUGAUUUUUGUUUUAUCAUUUUUCUUGUGUGUUGAAUCUCCAAGAUGGUUGGUUAAAGUUAAUAAAGCUGAUAAAGCUGCUGAAAACUUGUCUAAAUUAAGACAUUUGUCACCAGAUCAUCCAUAUAUUCUUGCAGAAAUCAGUGAUAUCAAUGAACAACUUCUUGCUGAGAAAGAAGCAACAAAAAACUCAAAUAUAAUUUCCAAUUUUAAAGCAUUGGUUACAAACAAAUCGAUUGCUUAUAGAUUUUUUGCAAUUUCCGCAGCAUGUCAAGUUAUUGGUCAAUGGACAGGUGCCAAUGCAGUAACAAUUUAUGCUUCUGAAUUAUUUGGUCUUAUUGGAGUUACAGGUACAGGUACCUUAAAAAUGUCUGCAGUAUUAGGUGUUGUCAAGUUCUGUUCAGCUUAUUUAUCGGCAUUCUUUUUAAUUGAUGUUAUCGGUAGAAAGAGGUGUCUUUAUGUUGGUUUAAGUUUACAAAUGACAUGUAUUCUAUUCUAUGCUAUUUUCUUAACUAUUGUUCCCGAAGCUGCUGAAUCUGGAACUUCCUUAACUGGAUCUAAAUAUCGUGCUUCACAAGCUGCCCUUGCUUCAAUUUUCCUCAGUGGAACCGCUUGGACUAUGGGAUUCAAUUCAGUUCAAUAUUUAAUUGGUGCAGAAAUAUUUCCAUUAGGAAUUAGAUCGUUUGCACAAUCAUUGGUCAUGGUGUUACAUUUUGCCAAUCAAUAUGGUAAUUCAAAGGCAUUACCAAAAAUGAUGCUUGCCAUGCAUCCUUAUGGUGCAUUUUACUUUUUCGUUGGUGUCAUGGCAAUCGGUUUGGUUUAUGCCUUCUUUUUACCAGAAUUGAAGGGUCGUAGUUUGGAAUCUAUUGAAGAAGUGUUUGAAACAUUACCUUGGUACCAAUUAAGAAACUGUAAAAAAUUAGUACCUGACCAUUCCCAAAUCCAUAGAAUAAAGUAUGUUGGGGAUGAAAAGGGUAAUACUGAUUAUAACCACAUCAUGUAUAAUACUGAUACUGGAAAACCAACUGAUGAGUUUGUUGAAAAUAUCAUGGAUGACUCAAACGGAUCGCAUGUAAAUGUUCAUAACAAAGUUUAA
Messenger RNA from Candida tropicalis MYA-3404, 1833 nucleotides. It is a transcript of the gene HGT17, whose product is annotated as Hgt17p. Gene Ontology annotation, biological process: transmembrane transport; carbohydrate transport. The record is from RefSeq and is a predicted model, not a curated record. The coding region runs from base 1 to 1833 and encodes 610 amino acids. Gene Ontology annotation, molecular function: carbohydrate:proton symporter activity. The transcript has a single exon. Gene Ontology annotation, cellular component: membrane. Lineage: Eukaryota; Fungi; Ascomycota; Pichiomycetes; Serinales; Debaryomycetaceae.